Molecule: messenger RNA, 4923 nt
Organism: Pollicipes pollicipes
Lineage: Eukaryota; Metazoa; Arthropoda; Thecostraca; Pollicipedomorpha; Pollicipedidae
Product: protein mesh
Exons: 22
Coding region: 1-3615 (1204 amino acids)
Biological process (GO): cell-matrix adhesion
Source: RefSeq, a predicted model, not a curated record
AUGGCGCCGAUGCGACGGUGGAGUCUGCUGCCGCUUCUGGUCUGCUGUCUGGCGGGCCUGGGGCGGGCUGAGCUGACCCAGACCGGGAGGAACCGGACCCGACGUCAGGCGCCGGACAGCGGAAGACGACCGGCCUCCAACACCUACUACAGUGGUCCAUCCGGCGGCCUGAACGCCUACGACUUGUGGGACGAUGAGGAGCAUUACACCAUCACGGAGGACCGGCUGCGCGAGAUCCGGUCCGACAUGAUGUACCCCUUCAAGUAUCCGAACGACUACCAGAGGGACAUCAACGACCUGACGCCGCAAAUCGACAAGAAGCUCAACUUCCGGUUUCCCUACUACGGCUUUCUCUUCAACUACACCUGGGUAUCUCUGCACGGCUUCCUGGGCUUCUCGGUGCCGACCUCGGAGCCGCAGACGUACCCGCUGACGUUCCCGCAGCCGGACUGGCCGGUAAAGAACGACCCCUCCUUCAUCGGGCCCUUCUACAGCAAGUGUGUGAUGGGCGAGAUGGGCGGAGAGGAGACCGACACGCGACGCCCCGGCGUCUACUACAGGAUCGAGCGCGACCUGUACGAGCGGUACGACCAGUUCGGCGUGGAGCUGCGCGAGCGCGCCAAGUGGGACAUCCGAGAGGGCAUCGUGGGAGCCGAGGCGUUCACCCCCAAGCACAUCAUCAUCACCACCUGGAAGAACAUCUCGUUUAACGGCGGCAACGCAAACUCCCGCGCCAGGCGCGUGACGAACACGCUCCAGCUGUUGGUGGUGACAGACGAGGUGCGGUCGUACGCGAUCUUCAACUACCUGCACAUGGGCUGGACGACGCACACGGAAGCGGGCGGUGACAUCAACGAGGGACAGGGCGGCAUUCCGGCCUACGUGGGCUUCAACGCUGGCAACGGCACCAGCGCGUACCCGUACAAGCCCUACUCUCAGACCAUGUACAUCCGAGACCUCAUCUCAACCGGCAUGGCCAACGGCUUCCCGGGCCGCCACGUCUUCCGCAUCGACGAGAAGAUCAUGGCCGGCAACUGCCGUCACGAGCUCUACGGCUCCAACCUACCGCUGGUGUUCGCCCCGGAGCAGGGCAACAUGCUGGGCGGCAGCCUGGUCAACAUCUCGGGCCCCUGCUUCGGGCCCAACACCCUGGUCAAGUGCCGCUUCUACGACCGCGAGGUGGAGGGUGUGGUGCGCGACACCAACACGGCCUUCUGCGUGCAGCCGCGCCUCUUCGCCACCGGCUACGUGGACAUCGCCGUCUCACUCGACGGCGGACCCUACUACUGGAAGGGGCAGUACUACGUCGAGACGCCUCUGACGGCGCCUGAGGGCGUCAUGUUCGCCAACGACGACUACCAGCUGGCGGAGCCGGGAGCGCUGCGCCUUCAGUGGCUCUGGCACAACCUGACCAUGGACCAGAGCGCGCACGUCACCGUCAGCCUCUAUGGCUACCGCGAGACGACUAACACGCCCGAGCUGGUCUUUAUUGACACGAUAUUGGAGACCAACAACAGGGGCGUGAAGGACAUCGCUACCUCCGAUUACAUGGGCAAUGACAAUUGGGACUACCUAGACAUCGAAGUGGGCCUGCUGCAGAUUAAUCUGACCAGCCCAGGCACCUACCUAUCAGGCCUCAAGAGCUCUCCUACUCUGUGGAGCCGGCCGAUCCCGCUGGCCUGGUACUUCGGGCCGCAGUGGAGCCGAGUGUACGGCACGGAGUGGGCCUCCCGCGUCUGUAACCGCUGGAUCGAGAACGACCGCAACCUGAAGCACUUCGCCGGCGAGGUGAUCCGCUGCCCGUGCCGUAUCGAGCAGGCCGUGGCCAACAAGGGCCUGUACGUGCCGGACUUCUCCUGCGACCGGGACGGCAACACGGCCUGCAACGAGCACAAGGGCGCCAUCCACUGCGUCCGCGCCGGCAUGGUCAAUGCCGACGGUGCCGGCCAGCAAUGUUGCUACGACAUCGACGGCUACCUGAUGAUGACCUCGGAUAGCAUGUGGGGCGGCAACCCGCACCGCGCCCACAACCUUGGCAUGAGGCCCUUCUACGAAGCCAAUAAGAUGCCGUCGCUGUCGCACUGGUACCACGACGUGGCGCCCUUCUACUCGUGCUGCCGCUGGCAGGGCGAACAGAGCCAAGGCUGCAUCACGUACCGCUUCGAACGGCGAGCAUCGCAGGAUUGCGUCGGCUACCAGCCGCCGUCUGCCGCCACGGUGUUCGGGGACCCGCACAUAUACACCUUCGACGACACCCAGUACACGUUCAACGGCAAGGGCGAAUACGUGCUGACGCGCGUUAACACCAACCGCAACCAGCUGGACGUGCAGGGGCGGUUCGAGGAGGUGCCCGAUAAUGAACGCGGCGCCGUGCUGGCCACCCAGCUGACGGCUAUCGCAGCUCGGGACAACUUCUCUACGACGGUGGAAAUUCGUUUGCGUCCGACUGAAGCACAGUGGAGGUACAAGCUGAACGUGCUCGUCAACAACAAGUACCUCUACUUCGAUCGGUACCCGGAAAAGAUGCAAAUUUUCAGAGGCAUGCUGGUGUACGUGCCGACCUACAUCCACAACCAGUCGCAGGUGAUCGUGCUGUUCCAGUCGGGCGCCGGCGUGGAGGUGCUGGAGAACCAGGGCCAGAUGGCUGCCCGGCUCUACCUGCCGCUCUCCUUCAUGAACCAAACGAAAGGUCUGUUUGGAAACUGGUCCAACGAUCCAUCGGACGACUUUGUGAUGCCGGACGGCUCCACGAUAUCCUUCGAUGUCAACAACAUGGAGCGCCUGUAUCAAGACUUCGGUCUCAAGUGGUUGCUGGAUGAUAAGGAAGACCCGUACAAAGGCGGCUCGCUGUUUUUCCAUGAGAACGGCAGGUCAUCCAGCAACUACUACGACCCCGGAUUCCUGCCCGUGUUUGACAAGAUUCCGGACAUACCCGACAACAGCACACUGACGGCCGAUGAGGUGAAGCGGGUGUGCGGCGGCUCCUACCAGUGCGCCUACGACUUCAUCAUGUCCGAGAGGCGCGACGUGGCCGUCUUCUCCAAGUUCUAUCAGGACGACUUCGUCAACACCAAGUCAAUCGGCCUGCAGACCAUCACCUCGUGCGGCGCGCUACCGACGCCGCAGAACGGCCGCAAGAACACGUUCGCCUUCACGCCCGGCACCAUGGUGAAGUUCGAGUGUGACCCGGGCUACAUUCUGGUGGGCGAGGCGCGACGCUGGUGCUACGCCUCGGGCGACUGGAGCUGGCCCGAGGACGGCGAGGUCAGCUGUAUCAGCGAGUCGCAGUACAAGACGAUGUACGUCGGCAUCCAGACGGGCAUCGUGUUCAGCCUGCUGAUCCCGAUCGUGGCGGCGCUUUGCUGCUUCGGUUGCCACGUGAAGAAUCAGGCCGACGAAAUAGAGCGCGAACAGCUGGUCACCAACACCGGGUACAUGCCCCGCGGCUCCAGCAGCCACAGCGGCGGUACGCGCAGCUCCUCGUCCAUGCCACUGAGGAGCGUAGCCUCCAGCGGCCAGCAGCGGCCCUUCGGCGCGCCCGACAUGGAGUCAUCGCCGCGCGCUGAGCGUCACACCCCCUCCCCGCUAACCACGCGCCACGAGUCGUCCCACUGAUGCGCGAGGAGGCCCGCUGGAGAGAAAAGCGGCCGCAAGGGCGGCUCGGUAGGGAGAGAGGCCGCCCCCUUGGGAGCGACGCGGCCCGUUAAAGAGAGGGCCCGCUGGGGCUCGAGCUAUUCGCCCCAGCAGUGAGGCGUCCCACAUAGACAUGAGUUGUGCUGCCGAGUCGGCAGUCUUUGGAUCAAACUCACGGUGCCUGUCCGUCCGGCGACACUGCGGACGCGCGACGCGAACGCUCCUCAGCUAUGCGCGCAUCUUGCCCCGAUGCGAUUGGGGAAUGUUGGUGGUCAGGUCAUUGAGGAGCGACUGGAGAUGUUUGUUUUACGACUAAGACUAAGAGUGGACUGUAAUUGUCGAGUUGGCUUUCUUGUGUAGAGCUUCUUGGCAGGAGAGUACGCAUCGUGUUAUGAAAAAAGCAAAGCACUUACGCUCUUCUAAAUCACAUGGAACAAACUUGCCAUUCGAAAAUAUGUCGCUUUUACCGAGGCGUCGAUAAAAAUGGCAGGUCGAUGCACUGCUUUCUUCUGGCUGAAACGUCUUGGUCGAUUAUCGCGAGCAUCCUCCCGCGCCAUGAUUUAAGAAUGUGUAGUUUCGUAGUUUUGUUUUAUGAACCUAGACCCUGUCAACGCAUUUGGGAGUGCCGAGUCUAACUCUAGCAACCAUCUUGUCCGAAUAGUCUGUGGCCGAGUUCCCGUACUCUUGUCUGCACGUGUCAUUCAUUUUUUCUACUUUAUAUGGACGCCUACCCGUAACUGCUGGUGCUCACGUUUUGUAUUCGUGCGUGAAGUGCGGCGAUGGGGAUCUAGUCACCUGGCUCCCAACGCGCGGUGUCACCACCACCGCCUGGGAACCAUGUAAUCUUUGGAGCCAUUUGAAAGCAACUGCGUAUGCUCGCGACGCGCAAUGUUAAGGUCUAAUCAGUCAAAUCCUGGAUGGAAGUUAGUGUUACUGAAUGUCAGCGUAACCGACAGAGAUUUUUGCGUCAACUGAGUGCAGUGCUGUGCGAGUGUCAAAAAACAGCCUGAAGCUGUUCGGAACAGCUGCUGUUUCCGCGUGUUUCAUACGGCCAUGCCAGCCAGCUGUGCAGCUACCCGAUGGUGCUAACACAGCUCACCAGUCUGGCCCAAGUCCUGAAUGCAUGUGCAUCCAUGCCUUUUGCUCUAUCCCUGUGUUUGAACGUGCGAGGUAAUCAGGGUGUUCAAUGUGUUUACUUCGGUAUCGUACGAUUGCCCUCUACCAGGCAUGUCUGCUACUGAGAAGAAGUCAUACAACAUAGGCGUUUUUAAUAAAGUUCAUUUCUGCUAA